CCUGUUGCUCUGUGUAAUGAGAAAUGCCAACCAGGCUACAGAAGAAAAAAGAAAGAAGGGGAGCCAUUCUGCUGCUACAAUUGCAUUCCAUGUCCAGAUGGGAAGAUUUCAGACCAGAAGGACAUGGACAACUGUUUCCAGUGCCCAGAAGAUCAAUUUCCAAAAGAGAACAAAAGUCAAUGUAUUGCCAAGAGAUUACAUUUUCUCUCUUACCUGCAUCCUUUGGGGAUUACCUUAGCAUUUCUGGCUCUCUUUUUUGUUCUACUCACAAUUCUGAUACUAGGAGUUUUCAUCAAGAACCAGAACACUCCCAUUGUCAAAGCCAACAAUCGGGACCUCACCUAUUCUCUGCUCAUCUCCUUAUUGCUUUGUUUUCUCUGCUCCUUGCUAUUUAUUGGCCAGCCACAAAUAGUGUCUUGCUAUUUACGACAAAUUACUUUUGUUAUCAUCUUCACAGUGGCUGUUUCUUGUAUAUUAGCAAAAACAAUCACUGUGGUCCUAGCCUUUACGGCCACCAAGCCAGGAUCUAGGAUGAGGAAAUGGGUUGGGAGAAGAUUGGCCACUCUCAUCCUAUUUGGUUGCUCCUUCAUUCAGGCUAGUUUUUGUGCUGUAUGGCUAUGUACAGCUCCUCCUUUCCCAGAUUUUGAUAUGCAUUCCCUCCCUGGAGCAAUUCUAGUGCGAUGCAAUGAAGGAUCAGUUGGUAUGUUUUAUUGUGUCCUGGGCUACUUGGGAUUUUUGGCUAUUGUCAGCUUCACUGUGGCUUUCAUAGCCAGGAAGUUGCCAGAUAGUUUCAAUGAAGCCAAGUUCAUCACUUUCAGCAUGCUGGUGUUUUGCAGUGUGUGGCUGUCCUUCAUUCCUUCCUAUCAGGGCACUAAUGGAGAAUAUAUGGUGGCUGUGGAGAUCUUCUCUAUCUUGGCAUCUGGUGCUGGAUUAUUAAGCUGUAUCUUUUUCCCUAAGUGUUACAUCAUUAUCCUGAAGCCUGAACUGAAUGUCAAAGAACAGUUGAUAAAGAGAAACAUUUAA
Python bivittatus (Burmese python) is the source of this 1023-nucleotide messenger RNA. The record is from RefSeq and is a predicted model, not a curated record. NCBI's taxonomy places the organism in Eukaryota, Metazoa, Chordata, Lepidosauria, Squamata, Pythonidae.